Messenger RNA from Emys orbicularis (European pond turtle), 1912 nucleotides. It is a transcript of the gene ALDH18A1, whose product is annotated as aldehyde dehydrogenase 18 family member A1. Gene Ontology annotation, cellular component: mitochondrion; cytoplasm. Lineage: Eukaryota; Metazoa; Chordata; Testudines; Emydidae. Gene Ontology annotation, molecular function: glutamate 5-kinase activity; ATP binding; glutamate-5-semialdehyde dehydrogenase (NADP+) activity. The annotation marks the transcript as partial. The transcript is spliced from 14 exons. The record is from RefSeq and is a predicted model, not a curated record.
CUCCUUCCGUUCCCCUGGACGAUACCUCCUCUUCUCACCGCAGUACAUCACAGCUGUUUCCCAGCCUUAUUUGCCUGUCGAUAAGCUGGUGUUGAGGAAUGAAUCUAUCCGUUGCUGGAGCAACAUCCCAUUUAUCACCAUGCCCCUCAGUCGUACACAUGGCAAGUCAUUUGCACAUCGCAGUGAGCUGAAGCAUGCUAAAAGGAUUGUGGUGAAGCUGGGUAGUGCUGUUGUGACUCGAGGGGAUGAGUGUGGAUUGGCUCUUGGGCGGUUGGCAUCUAUUGUUGAGCAGGUGUCAGUGCUGCAGAAUCAGGGUCGGGAAAUGAUGAUAGUCACCAGUGGUGCUGUGGCCUUUGGAAAACAGCGAUUGCGCCAUGAGAUCCUGCUUUCCCAAAGUGUGAGGCAGGCCCUCCAUUCAGGACAGAACCAGCUAAAGGACAUGGCUAUUCCAGUCUUGGAGGCACGAGCCUGUGCAGCAGCUGGGCAGAGUGGACUGAUGGCUCUCUAUGAGGCCAUGUUUACACAGUACAGCAUUUGUGCAGCUCAGAUUUUAGUCACCAAUUUGGAUUUCCAUGAUGAACAAAAGCGUCGGAAUUUAAAUGGGACAUUGCAUGAGCUGCUGCGGAUGAACAUUGUCCCUAUUAUUAACACCAAUGAUGCUGUUGUUCCACCUCCAGAACCAAACAGUGAUCUUCAGGGGGUUAUUAGCGUUAAGGAUAAUGAUAGUCUGGCAGCACGAUUGGCUGUAGAAAUGAAGACUGAUCUCCUGAUUGUUCUCUCAGAUGUAGAAGGGCUCUUUGACAGUCCCCCAGGGUCAGAUGACGCGAAGCUCAUUGACAUAUUUUACCCUGGAGAUCAGCAGUCUGUGACAUUUGGAACCAAAUCCCGGGUAGGGAUGGGAGGAAUGGAGGCCAAGGUCAAGGCAGCUCUAUGGGCCCUCCAAGGUGGCACCUCUGUAGUGAUCGCAAAUGGAACCCAUCCAAAGAUCUCUGGCCAUGUUAUCACAGACAUUGUGGAGGGGAAAAAAGUUGGCACUUUUUUUUCAGAGGUAAAACCUGCAGGCCCUACAGUAGAACAGCAAGGUGAAAUGGCUCGAGCUGGAGGCAGGUCCCUAGCGGCACUACAGCCUGAACAGAGAGCAGAGAUUAUCUAUCAUCUAGCUGACCUGCUAACUGACCAGAGAGAAGAAAUUCUAUUGGCCAAUAAAAAGGACUUGGAAGAGGCUGAAAGUAAAGGGAGAUUGGCACUUCCUUUGAUGAAGCGACUGAGUCUGUCUACAUCAAAGCUGAAUAGCUUGGCCAUAGGACUUCGUCAGAUCGCAGCAUCCUCCCAGGAGAGUGUAGGCCGUGUCAUUCGCAGAACACGAAUAGCAAAAGACUUAGAGCUGGAACAGGUGACUGUGCCUAUUGGGGUCCUGCUGGUGAUCUUCGAAUCCCGCCCUGACUGCCUCCCACAGGUGUCUGCCUUGGCCAUUGCCAGUGGAAAUGGCUUAUUACUUAAAGGAGGGAAAGAGGCAGCACAUAGCAAUCAAAUCCUUCACCAUCUAACACAAGAAGCACUUUCCAUCCAUGGGGUCAAGGAUGCAGUGCAGCUGGUGAACACCAGAGAGGAAGUAGAAGAUCUUUGCCAUUUGGAUAAACUGAUAGACCUGAUCAUUCCACGUGGCUCUUCUCAGCUGGUUAGGGAUAUCCAGAAAGCUGCUAAAGGAAUCCCGGUUAUGGGGCACAGUGAAGGGAUCUGCCAUAUAUACGUGGAUACAGAGGCCAGUGUAGAGAAGGUCACCAGAAUAGUCAGAGAUUCAAAGUGUGAAUAUCCUGCUGCCUGUAAUGCUCUGGAAACGCUAUUAAUUCACCGGGACUUGCUGCGAACACCCUUGUUUGACCAGAUCAUCGACAUGUUGAGAGUGGAACAG